Molecule: messenger RNA, 1809 nt
Organism: Rotaria sp. Silwood2
Lineage: Eukaryota; Metazoa; Rotifera; Eurotatoria; Philodinida; Philodinidae
Source: the annotation of a GenBank genome assembly
AUGACAACAUCAAUUGUUCCUAUUCGGACAUUUAUUUGCGUUUGGUUACAUGAUCCUGGAUGUACUGUUGCCACCGAAGAAAAUAUUAAAAAGCUCAAAAAAACAUUUCAAUAUUUUCGUAUCUUUACUACUGACAAAGAUUUUUAUGAUUAUAUGGGUAAAGAUCAAUUUGCGAGUAAAAUAAUCUUAAUCAUUUCUCAUACAGAACAUGAUCAAACUCUUUAUAAUCUUGCAAAAGUCCCAGGUCCCAAAGAAUACUUUCAAGGCGUUUAUCGAUUUCUACCACAAUCAGCAUCAAAUAACAUUGAUUUAUUUAAUAAUAUAGAUGGUUUAUUUCAAAGAAUUCUUAAUGAUUUAAAUAGCUAUUUGAUAAAAGAAAGACAAAAUGAAUCAACAGCUAUAUUUCGAUCAAAAUCAAAAACUUACAUUCGGUGUUUGCAUGAAGAAUCAAAAGAAACAUUUAUGUUUUUAACGGCAUUAAAAAUUUUACUACAAAUGACUCAUGAUGCAAAUACCAUAAAUGAAAUGCUUCGAGUUUUACGUGUAGAAUAUCACAAAGUUUUCCCUCAAAUCAAAAAUAUCGAUAAACUUCAAAAAUAUAAACCAGACAAAGCAAUCGAAUAUUAUACUGACGCAACAUGUCUCUUUGCUGCUGUGAAUGAAAUUUUAAGAACUGAAGAUAUAAAAGAAAUAUUUCCAUUUCGAGUUUAUGUGACAGAUUUGCACAAUGGAUUGAGAGAAAAAAAUCGUCAAGGUAAUUUUGAACUUCCUCUCAAUGUCUCACGUGGUACAACAAUGCCACCGAGUCUAUUACAAGAACUAAUUGAUAAUGAAAAGGGUUAUAUCACUAUGAAUGGUUUUCUUUCAACAAGUAUGAAUAGAGCUGCUGCUUUGCGUUUUGCUGCAGUUGAUACAACAAGUCAAAAUAGUCAGGUUGAUGAGAUCACUCGAAGUGUUCUUUUCAAACUCUGUGUUGAUAAGGACAUUCAACAAUCAUUUGCUCAUCCAUUAGAGCCUUGUUACACUGCUGAAGAAGAUGAAAUUUUAUUUUCUGUCGGUACUAUUUGGUAUAUCGAAACGGCUAAAGAUGAAAAAAGUUAUUGGGAAAUUACUUUAAAAUCAUAUGAUGAAUUAAAUCCGAAGUUAGAAGAAAUUUAUAAGCAAUAUACUCAAGAUGGUGAUACACUUAUCGCAUUAGGUAAUAUUUUAUAUACACUCGGUGAUACAGAUGGAGCAGAAUGGUUUUAUCAACGAAUGUUAGAAGAUACAUCACUCGAUGAUCAGAUUCGUGCUUGUUUACAUAACAAAAUUGGAAUGAUACGAAAAGAAAAAAAAAAUGAAGAUUAUCGAGUGGCACUUUACCACUUUGAAGAAGCCUUAAAGGCACUUCCAUUGCCAGUCGAACAAUCAACAGAAUGUCUUCAACCUAGACCACAUUAUAUUGACUCUAAUCAAUCCGUUCGGUUUACCGCUCACUUUAAUAGUGGAUUUGUACAACAAAAACUUGGUAGAUAUUCUUAUGCAAUAAAAAGCUAUGAAAAAGCACUUGAAGUCGGAGGUACCGAAUUGGAGAAAGCCGAUGUACACAAUAAUAUGGGGAUUAUGUUUAAUGAAGAUGGUUUCUAUUUUCGAUCCUUAAAAGAAUUCAUCACAGCAAUUCAACUUCUUCAUGAUUCUGGUCAAUAUUUAUUAGAUUAUAACUUCAACUUUGAGAGAGCCAAGACAAGAUGUACCAAUUAUGUUCAACAACACGGUAAAAGGAACAAAAGUACAAUGAAAAAAUGUGUUGCAACGAUCUCUUACAGAUGA